Molecule: messenger RNA, 1077 nt
Organism: Entrophospora candida
Lineage: Eukaryota; Fungi; Glomeromycota; Glomeromycetes; Entrophosporales; Entrophosporaceae
Source: the annotation of a GenBank genome assembly
AUGGAAGCAAUAAUGAAGGCAGAGGAUCAAGGAUUCAUUUUAGAAGAUGAUUUAAUUGAAGCAAUUUGCUCUAAACAAGUUGAUUCACUUAUAGAUUAUAAUUAUUUGUACUGUCAACCAACCAGGCAAUUUCAUUGUCACCGUCACCAACCAAAACUUCAAAUGUUAAUGUUAAUUUUAGAACCUUCUUCAAUAAUUUACAACAACAAAAUAAAUAUAUUAAUUCUAAUGACUAAUGCGAUAUGUGAAUCAGUCAUUCUUGAUAAAAAUCCUUCCAAGGAUGUAAAAGUAUUGGAUAUUCAUUCAGAAAUUGGAAUUGAUGGAGUUGUAGAAGCACAUUCUGUGAUAUCUGCUAUAAAUGCAGAAAAAGGUGGCGCGUCUCGUGUUGAAUUAUGUGAUAAUUUGAUAGAAGGUGGAACUACACCAAGUUUAGGAAUGAUUAAAGUGACUCUGAAGAAGAUUAAAAUCCCUGUUAUGGUUAUGAUUCGACCAAGAGGUGGAGAUUUUUGUUACAGUGAUGAGGAAUUUGAUGUGAUGUGUUUAGAUAUAGAGUCUAUAAAAUCACUUGGGGUACAUGGAGUUGUUUUUGGUAUUUUAAAACCUGAUGGAAGAGUUGAUAUUGAAAGAGUAUCAAAAUUAGUUGAAGUUGCAAAACCAUUGAAAGUAACUUUUCAUAGAGCAUUUGAUAUGACAAACGAUCCAUAUCAGGCACUUGAAGAUAUAAUUUCAAUUGGUAGAAUUGAACGAAUACUAACCAGUGGUCAUGAUAGUUCUGUAUUGGAAGGUUUAGAAACAAUCAAAAAACUUGUGGAUAUUGCUAAUGACAGAAUAAUCAUCAUGCCUGGUGGUGAGAUUGAAAAUCCUUUAGGAAUCCGUGAGACAAAUGUUACCAGAAUUUUAAAGGCAGUAAAUUUAAAGGAACUUCAUGUAUCUGCCAGCGUCGAUAUUCCAUCCAUCAUGAAUCACAAAAUUCCAAAUAUUCAUAUGGGCGGAUCUUUUUAUAAAGAUGAAUAUUCUGUAAAAGUUCUUAGCGAACAAAAACUUGAUUCAUUAAUAAGAAAUGCUGCAGAAAACUAA